AUGGCGGUGACAGCAGCCUUGGCCAGAUUUCAGGCUGAAUCCAAGUGUCCCAUCUGUUUGGAAGACCUUAAAGACCCGGUCACCAUUGAAUGUGGACACAACUUCUGUCGUGCCUGCAUCCAGCAGUCCUGGGAAAAUCUGCAGGAGAUGUUCCCCUGUCCCGUGUGCCGCCACCUGAACGAAGAGGGCCACUACAGAAGCAAUCUCCAGCUGGGGAGGAUGAUCAAAAUCGCCCAGCAGCUCCACGUGGGCAGCAGCAAGAGGAAGAGGCUGGAAGAGAGCCCUCUGUGUGAGAAGCACAACCAGGCCCUCACCCUCUUCUGUGAGAAGGAUUUGGAGCUCCUGUGUCCUGUGUGCCUGAGGCCCCCCAACCACAAUCGCCACACGGUGAGGCCCAUCGCCCAGGCCGCCUCUACUCACAGGGAGAAGCUCUUCUCCUAUAUCCAGCCCCUGAAGCAGCAGCUGGACCACGCCCGAAAACUACUACAGACCCAACACAAGAAACAUCUGGAACUCCAAGAGAUCCUGGAAAACCAGAGAAAGCAAUUCACCUCUGAGUUUGAACAUCUGAAGCGCUACUUAGAGCAGGAGCAGCAGGCAGCUCUGUGUAGGUUGGAAGAAGAGGAAAAGGAGCUAGGACAGAAACUCCAGGAAAACAUAGAGGCCUUCACCAACUAUGGUUCCAGACUCCGCAGUCUGCUGCACAAGGGCGAAGAGCAGAUGCUGCUGCCCGAAGUGGAAUUUCUGGCCGAAGUGAAACAUUUCCACAGGAAUUUGGACAGUGAAGUUAGCCCGCCCAUCUUUUCCAGUCAUUUGAGGCCACACGCCUGCACUUUUUCUCCCCAGUACUCUGCCCUGCAAAAGCUCAUCAGGAAAUUUAAGGUGGACCUCGUUCUAGACCCUGAGACGGCGCAUCCGAAUUUGAUUGUCUCCAAGGAUAAGAAGUGUGUGAGCUUUUCAAAGAAGAAACAACAGGUGUCUAAUUCUCCAAGGAGGUUUAAAGCCAACACUGUGGUUCUGGGGGCUCUGGAGAUUGGCUCAGGGAGGCAUUUCUGGGAGGUUCAAGUAGGGGAUAAGGCUGAGUGGGGUAUUGGAGUCUGCAAGGCCUCUAUGUCCCCAAAAGCUAAAUCCAGCCCCCAGGGGUGCUGGAGAAUGUUGCUGCAGAAUGGCAGCUAUGAGGCUCCGGGAGCUGUUCCCAAACCUCUGAUAGAUGUUGUGGCCAGAUGCAUCGGCAUCUUCCUGGACUACGAGCUAGGGGAGCUCUCCUUCUAUAACAUGCCCGAGAAAUCUCACAUCUGCACGUUCAGGGGGACUUUCACGGAACCCCUGAAGCCCUAUUUCUAUAUGGGACCUACUUCAGAACCUCUCAGUAUCACCACCGCAGCAGGUUGCUUGCAGUGA
Messenger RNA from Dipodomys spectabilis (banner-tailed kangaroo rat), 1401 nucleotides. RefSeq names its product putative tripartite motif-containing protein 75. NCBI's taxonomy places the organism in Eukaryota, Metazoa, Chordata, Mammalia, Rodentia, Heteromyidae. Gene Ontology annotation, molecular function: protein binding; zinc ion binding. Bases 1 to 1401 code for a protein of 466 amino acids. The record is from RefSeq and is a predicted model, not a curated record. The transcript has a single exon.